Messenger RNA from Lutra lutra (Eurasian river otter), 7801 nucleotides. RefSeq names its product vinculin (gene VCL). Gene Ontology annotation, biological process: cell adhesion. Gene Ontology annotation, cellular component: actin cytoskeleton. The record is from RefSeq and is a predicted model, not a curated record. The coding region runs from base 106 to 3513 and encodes 1135 amino acids. Gene Ontology annotation, molecular function: actin filament binding; structural molecule activity. NCBI's taxonomy places the organism in Eukaryota, Metazoa, Chordata, Mammalia, Carnivora, Mustelidae. The transcript is spliced from 22 exons.
CCGGACUCCGUAGUUGCUGCUCGCAGUCUGUCUUUCAGCGGGUUCCCGGCCCCGCCGUUCCCAAUUUUCUGUAGCCCGCGGUUCGCCGCCCCGCUAGCCGCCGCGAUGCCGGUGUUUCAUACGCGCACGAUCGAGAGCAUCUUGGAGCCGGUGGCGCAGCAGAUCUCGCACCUGGUGAUCAUGCACGAGGAAGGCGAGGUGGACGGCAAAGCCAUCCCUGACCUCACCGCGCCCGUGGCCGCCGUGCAGGCGGCCGUCAGCAACCUUGUCCGGGUUGGAAAAGAGACUGUUCAAACCACUGAGGAUCAAAUUUUGAAGAGAGAUAUGCCACCAGCAUUUAUUAAGGUUGAGAACGCUUGCACCAAGCUCGUGCAGGCAGCCCAGAUGCUUCAGUCGGAUCCUUAUUCUGUGCCCGCUCGAGAUUAUCUCAUCGAUGGGUCAAGGGGCAUCCUCUCUGGCACAUCAGACCUGCUUCUCACCUUCGAUGAGGCUGAGGUUCGUAAAAUUAUUAGAGUUUGCAAAGGAAUUUUGGAAUAUCUUACAGUGGCAGAGGUGGUGGAAACCAUGGAAGAUUUGGUCACCUACACAAAGAAUCUUGGACCAGGAAUGACAAAGAUGGCCAAGAUGAUUGAUGAGAGGCAGCAGGAACUGACUCACCAGGAGCACCGAGUGAUGUUGGUGAACUCCAUGAACACUGUGAAAGAGUUGCUGCCAGUUCUCAUUUCCGCUAUGAAGAUUUUUGUGACAACUAAAAAUUCAAAAAAUCAAGGAAUAGAAGAAGCUUUGAAAAAUCGCAAUUUUACUGUAGAGAAGAUGAGUGCUGAAAUUAAUGAAAUCAUUCGCGUCUUACAACUCACUUCUUGGGAUGAAGAUGCCUGGGCCAGCAAGAAGGACACUGAAGCCAUGAAGAGAGCACUGGCCUCUAUAGACUCCAAACUGAACCAGGCCAAAGGUUGGCUCCGUGACCCCAGUGCCUCUCCAGGGGAUGCCGGUGAGCAGGCCAUCAGACAGAUCUUAGAUGAAGCUGGAAAAGUCGGUGAACUCUGUGCAGGCAAAGAACGCAGGGAGAUCCUGGGAACCUGUAAAAUGCUGGGGCAGAUGACUGAUCAAGUGGCUGACCUCCGAGCCAGAGGACAAGGGGCCUCACCCGUGGCCAUGCAGAAAGCCCAGCAGGUGUCGCAGGGUCUGGAUGUGCUCACAGCAAAAGUGGAAAAUGCAGCUCGCAAGCUGGAAGCUAUGACCAACUCCAAGCAGAGCAUUGCCAAGAAGAUUGAUGCUGCUCAGAAUUGGCUUGCAGAUCCAAAUGGAGGACCAGAAGGAGAAGAACAGAUUCGAGGGGCUCUGACUGAAGCUCGGAAGAUAGCAGAAUUAUGUGAUGAUCCUAAAGAGAGAGAUGACAUUCUACGUUCUCUUGGGGAAAUAUCCGCUCUGACUUCUAAAUUAGCAGAUUUACGGAGACAGGGCAAAGGAGAUUCCCCAGAGGCCCGAGCAUUGGCCAAACAGGUGGCCACAGCCCUGCAGAACUUGCAGACCAAAACCAAUAGAGCUGUGGCCAACAGCAGGCCCGCGAAGGCAGCUGUCCACCUGGAGGGCAAGAUUGAGCAGGCACAGCGGUGGAUUGAUAAUCCCACAGUGGAUGACCGGGGCGUUGGUCAGGCUGCCAUCCGGGGCCUUGUAGCCGAAGGGCAUCGUCUGGCUAAUGUCAUGAUGGGGCCAUAUCGCCAAGAUCUUCUUGCAAAGUGUGACCGCGUGGACCAGCUGACGGCCCAGUUGGCUGACCUGGCUGCCAGAGGGGAAGGAGAGAGUCCUCAGGCGAGAGCCCUUGCCUCUCAGCUCCAAGACUCCUUAAAGGAUCUGAAAACCCGGAUGCAAGAGGCGAUGACUCAGGAGGUGUCCGAUGUUUUCAGCGAUACCACAACUCCCAUCAAGCUGUUGGCGGUGGCAGCCACUGCGCCUCCUGAUGCUCCCAGUAGGGAGGAAGUAUUUGAUGAGAGGGCGGCUAACUUCGAGCACCAUUCAGGAAGGCUUGGUGCCACUGCGGAGAAGGCGGCUGCUGUUGGAACUGCUAAUAAAGCCACAGUGGAAGGCAUUCAGGCAUCAGUAAAGACGGCCCGAGAACUUACACCCCAGGUCAUCUCAGCUGCUCGCAUCUUACUUAGGAAUCCUGGAAAUCAAGCUGCUUAUGAACAUUUUGAGACCAUGAAGAACCAGUGGAUCGAUAAUGUCGAGAAAAUGACAGGGCUGGUGGACGAAGCUAUCGAUACCAAAUCUCUGCUGGAUGCUUCUGAAGAAGCAAUUAAAAAAGAUCUGGACAAGUGUAAAGUAGCCAUGGCCAACAUCCAGCCACAGAUGCUGGUCGCCGGGGCCACCAGCAUCGCCCGCCGGGCCAAUCGUAUCCUGCUUGUGGCCAAGAGGGAGGUGGAGAACUCGGAGGAUCCCAAGUUCCGCGAGGCUGUGAAAGCCGCCUCUGACGAAUUGAGCAAGACCAUCUCUCCCAUGGUGAUGGACGCCAAGGCUGUGGCCGGAAACAUCUCUGACCCUGGCCUGCAAAAGAGCUUCCUGGACUCGGGUUAUCGGAUCCUGGGAGCUGUGGCCAAGGUCAGAGAAGCCUUCCAACCUCAGGAGCCUGACUUCCCACCUCCUCCUCCGGAUCUCGAACAGCUCCGUCUGGCCGAUGAGCUUGCUCCUCCCAAACCACCUCUGCCUGAGGGUGAGGUCCCUCCGCCCAGGCCCCCACCACCAGAGGAGAAGGAUGAAGAGUUCCCUGAGCAGAAAGCCGGGGAGGUGAUCAACCAGCCAAUGAUGAUGGCUGCCAGGCAGCUCCAUGAUGAGGCUCGCAAGUGGUCCAGCAAGCCAGGUAACCGGGCCGCUGAGGUGGGUGUAGGUGUUGUAGCUGAGGCAGAUGCGGCCGAUGCUGUUGGGUUCCCUGUCCCCCCUGACAUGGAAGACGAUUUCGAACCUGAGCUGCUGUUAAUGCCAUCCAAUCAGCCGGUCAACCAGCCCAUUCUGGCCGCGGCUCAGUCCCUGCAUCGGGAAGCUACCAAGUGGUCUAGUAAGGGCAAUGACAUCAUUGCAGCAGCCAAGCGCAUGGCUCUGCUGAUGGCUGAGAUGUCUCGGCUAGUAAGAGGGGGCAGUGGUACCAAGCGGGCACUGAUUCAGUGUGCCAAGGACAUUGCCAAGGCCUCAGAUGAGGUGACGCGGUUGGCCAAGGAGGUUGCCAAGCAGUGCACAGAUAAGCGGAUUAGAACCAACCUCUUACAGGUAUGCGAGCGAAUCCCAACCAUAAGCACCCAACUCAAGAUCCUGUCCACGGUGAAGGCCACUAUGCUGGGCCGGACCAACAUCAGCGACGAGGAGUCUGAGCAGGCCACAGAGAUGCUGGUUCACAAUGCCCAGAACCUUAUGCAGUCUGUGAAGGAGACCGUUCGAGAAGCAGAAGCUGCUUCAAUCAAAAUUCGAACAGAUGCUGGAUUUACACUACGCUGGGUUAGAAAGACUCCCUGGUACCAGUAGGCAGCUGGUCAAACGUGGUUGGCACAGAAACCCCUACUAACUAGAAUGAAAUGAUCUGAGUCCCAGAAGAUGCCGUGAAUUGCUAGGGGGUUAUUGGCCAUAUCCUGGCCUGACAUAACAGAAAGGAAUGGGGCCUCUUCACUUUAGAAACCAUUUAUACUCUUGUCAUGGACACUUUGAAAUGUUUCUCCGUAUAAAGCCUGUAUUCUCCAACACAGUUAUACUCGUGCACACUCUAUCCCAAUAGGAAGGCUGGGUUUCUAGCCCAUGGACUUCACAUAAGCUCAGAAGCCAAGACUGAACACCCUGCUCUGCCCUCGUUCCCUGGGGGACAGUUCCUCUUCUGCUUCCUUUUCUCUUCCCCCUCCCCUCCAUUCCUCCCCACCAGGGUCCCAAGACCCAGGCCCAGGCAAGUUAGUUAAGAAGGAAAUCACUGUGCCUCCAAAAUUUGUUUUGGCUUUCCGUGUUGCUCCUGACCCUGGCUGUGCUAUCUGGGUCCUUUUCAGAAGUGAGCUUUGCUGCUACAAGGGAAGAUGGCCUCUGGGGAGCCCCAGCGCAUGGGGCCUGGAUUCACCUCUUGCCCUUCCCCAGGUUAAUCCUUCUCACUUCCCACAGUGCAAAACCAAAUUUCACUCUCAGGAGGAAAUCACAGAAUCACACAAUUCUGUCUUUACCUUGCCCCUGAGCAACGUCUGUGCUAGGGAAGCUUCCUAUCCUAUAAUCCGCCUUGGCCUGUGAAGGUAGCCAUCCCACACACUGUGUGUCCUGGUGCUCUCUGCCGCCGGGGGGGCAGAGUAGCCGGGCGAGGCCCUGCCCUUCUUCCCGGCAUGGCCACUCUCAGGCGCCUCAUGCUUUGUCACUGCCUGCAGAGAUCUGUGCUGAGGCCUUAUCAUUCAUUCUUAGCUCUUACUGUUCUUUCUGAGCUGUAAUGCUGCAUUUAGUUUUUAACCAAAUCAUGUCCCCAAUCCUGGCUUUUGUAUUCUUCCCUCAUACCCUUCCUAAACAAGAUUUUAAAGAUAUGUGUUUGUUCAUUGUAAUUUUGAAAGAUCCUUUUUAUCCUUUGGAAAUUCACCUAAGAAUUGGUGCUUGCCCCCCAGGAAUGUUUAAUAGAAAGGCAAUCCUGUCUGAAGGGCACUUCCUACCUAAGGGAGAUUGGUACUUGCAGUCUGGAACUUUGGCACCGUUGGGGAUGAAUCAGUGGGAAAUAGUGCUCAGUAUAUUCCUACCUCCCUUAACCAAGUCCCUGUUAUCCCUUCCUCCCUCCCAAGUACAAAUGCUCAUGAGUAAUGGAUAUAAUAUUUAAUUAUUACCCUAAGUUUCCUAUUAGCAAAGUGAGAGAGAGUUUUUCCUUUUCUGCAUUAUCACUGCUGUCUAAGCAUUGCCCAGCACAUGAAAUCCUACUUCUUCCCAAAGCCAGAACUGGAUGAGUAAAGGAGUAAGAACUUGCCUGAAUGUCCUUUCUUCUCACUUCCAAUGUGUGUUAAAUCCCAACAUCUACUGUGUAAAACUUGUCUUCAGUUGGUACUGUACACUCAGGCUUCCUCUAUUUUCUUUUAACUGAUGAAUAUUAUUUUCAAGGCCCUCAGCAUAUUUGUAUAGUUGCUUACCUGAUAUAAAUGCAAUAUUAAUGCCUUUAAAGUAUGAAUCUAUGCCAAAGAUCACCUUUUAUUUUAUGAAAGAUUACUUAGAGGAAAUAAGAAAAAUCAUGUCUGCUCUCCAGGUUCUUCCAGUGUUUUGAGACACUGGUUUACACUUUAUGCCGAUGUGCUUUUCUCUAAUGUCAGUGCUCAAGACACAGUGAAACAAAUUAAAAAAAAAAAAAAAAAAAAAUCCCUGAAGACUGAUUAGAGACAUCAUCACAAAAAAACUACAAUUUAUAAGCUAGGAUUUGUUAUAUGCAAUUAUUUUUUGCCUCUUCUUUUCUGUUUAAAACAAUAAAGUGCAUUUGUAUAAAUAAUGCUCUAAAUGAUGGGUAUAUUAUUUUAGCAGAAACAUUUAGAUCCGCUUUCUCCUUUGUUUUGAAAAAUAGCCAAUGAAACUAAUCCUCAGGAUCUCGAAACCAAAGAGGUUUAUUUAAUCCAUGUGUUUAACCGGCUGAACAGCAUGCAGUACUGUAUAGCAGCAGUGUAUUCACCUAACAAGGGUCUGUGCGCUGAAGCCCGGCUUUGGGGAUUCUACACCAGGAGGAGGUGACAGGCGUGAACAAGAGGAGGAAAACACCAGAUGUGGACCAUUCUCUGGCUGAAGUAGUCUGUCGUCAUCUUAAACACCCCCAGCUAGUCAUGGGGACCGUCACCCCGACAGGGCCGCAGCUGUUACAUGUACAAGAAUACCACGGGUCUGUCGCUUUUAUAUUUCAAGGCCCAAGGUAGAACGAUAGGGCUGUCAGAGAUCCACUAGGACUAGAAGGCCGAGCUAGCUUUGGGGACAUAUUCCUCUUGCUUGAGGAAGCACAGACCAAAAGUAGGAGCAGGUACUUGGGAUUAGAAGGGACACAUCACUGUUUUUGCCUGAUUUUCUGGAUCUGAAAGGGGAUCAUUAAAGAGAGAGAGCUGCGGACUACAUUUAUCCUGAUUUAGAAGCGUUGCUGACCAGGGAGGCAAGAUUCCAGACUGCUGAGUUCAAGAAAAAUGUCCAAGGCUACAGAAUGAGCUCGGCAGUAUCUGGAAACAAAUUCUGGUCUCAUUUUUGUUACUCACCAUAUGUUCAUGGGUGCCACCUUCCUGCUGCAUUAAAUUUUUUAGUUGUUUUCUGAAAUCAGAGGACUCUAAGAACAGUGAAGACCAGCAUCUUCCAAGGGUUGUUCUACUGUACUUUAGGGAUGAACCCAUCACAUGAAUUCUCUCUGAAUGAUGGUAACUUCCUUAUGCAGAAAAUGAGCAUCUUCAUUUGCUCUUAGGAGAUCUCCUUUAAGAAUUUAUAAAAAGGGGCCAUUCUGAGAUUAGCUGGAUUCUGUGUCUGAAAAAUAUUCUGCUACUACUAAGUAUUCAUGGAUCUUUGUUAUUAGUAGGUGGUGGUGGUGAUAGGGAGAGUAACUUUGAUCACUUGCUGCUCAGUCUCUGGCCAGAGGGUGAUGCUCAGAGAAAGUAUCUGUGGCUGUUGACACACUGAGGUGAAGAGAGGAGCACUUGCAAGUGCUUUGCAGCAACCAUUACACCUUAUGUGAUGAUACAGAACAGAAUCCGGUCACGGUUAGCCUGCUGUGACGCUGACGCGUGCCCAUCUGAGAACGCUCAAUCAACAGUCAAGCUAAAAAAUCAACUUGUUGCUUUCACCUUUUUAUUGAUAGUAUAGCCAGAUUAGAGAAAGGAUUUGCUGGAUUCAAAUUAAUAAAUACAAUAAUUGUAAAAGGAAACAGCCUACUUGGAAGAUAUAGCAGAAAUUGCUAGAGACAACGGGCUCUUGGCAUAUAAUCUGCUUUUUUAUAUACAAGAGAAGGUAGCACAGAAAGAAAAUUGGACAGUCCAGAUAUACAUGGUUGAGAUUAGGGAUUCUGUGGAAAGAAAAGCAAAUGUACUGAUUGUUCUUUUGAGAUAGGACAUUAAAAGACAUUAAAAAUUAAAGCAAUCAGACUGGGUAAUUAGCCUUAGGCAAAGGAAAUAGAUAUUUGGCAACAUCUUGAUUUUAGCUGCCAAGCUGAUUUGGUUACCCAAGAAAUUUCAAAUUUGCAAAAAGUGCCAUUUCCUAUUAGACGAAAGGCGGGCUGGGUACCCUAGGCGGGCAAAGGUGAGAAGGCUGCUGUCUGGUGGGCUCUCUGUAGCAGCAGCGACCACUAGCCCUUGACAGCAGAAUGGGAUGAAUUUAAGGGCCAUUCUUAGCAUUACAUGGAAAAGGGAGUUACAAGCCAAGACGAAAGGAGAGAAUGGAGUCAGUCAUAAGAAGAAAACAGCAUAAGCAAGAACAAGUGGGAACCAUGAAGAACAAGCACUUGUAUCUCUCAGCCUUUCUCCAUUCUUUGUGUCUAAUGAGGCAAAAUGACUGGGCAAGGACUUCAAAGCCAGUGAAGUUUAGUGAAAGGAUACAACCCUAGACUGACUUCCCAACCAAGGUGAUGGUUUUGUCAGUGUUACCGAGGAUCUUGUUACUGCCUCAAUAUCAUAUACUUCCAAGUCAGUACAGUGGAGACGUUCAAAUAACAAGGAUGACAAGUUUCAGGAAGGAACCUAUUGGCCACUGUAGCCUUGGGAAGCACAGACUAUGAAAAGAGAGCUCCCCCUUAAGACAAGGGACGCAGGUAAAUUCAAGACCUUAAGAACAACAAUAAAAAAGAUAAAAGAGUAAAAAAAAA